Messenger RNA from Paramacrobiotus metropolitanus, 2589 nucleotides. RefSeq lists its product as uncharacterized. The coding region runs from base 171 to 2177 and encodes 668 amino acids. Lineage: Eukaryota; Metazoa; Tardigrada; Eutardigrada; Parachela; Macrobiotidae. The record is from RefSeq and is a predicted model, not a curated record. The transcript is spliced from 5 exons.
UAUAUUUUUUCUUUCUCUGUCAUUCACAUUUUUGUUGUCUAAAACAUAAUUAUUUAUUUUACUAACAGGAUCCAGACAAAUCCGACCAGGAAGACAGAGGAUUGAGCUUGUGUCGCGACCAUAUCGUUGUUUGCAUUGUAUCGGACGGAUCUCCUGCUUUCAUUGGGCUGAUGGGCUUCCUCAAACCAUUGCGGGCUGCCCAAAUCGCCCGCACAACGGUUGUCAUUUUGGCAAAUAAGAAAUUUCUCGACUUAGAAGCACCCACUAUUAACAAGUUUUCUGACGUGCUUUUUGUCCAGGGUACUCCAUUCAAUGACGACCACCUACUUGCUGUAAAUGUUCAACUGUCCCGAUUGUGCGUAAUAAUUGAUGCGAGUGAAACCACUAAGAAACUUGGGGAUGACACCCACCCAGCCGCCGAUACACAGUUUCCCGCCUUAUCAAAAUAUUUCAACCGACACGGGACGGCCGUUCGAGCAACUUCUGCUGUAGCCGAGUUCAUUAGAAAACAUCAUGACAGAACUACAACCUUGCCAGAAAACAUUACGGCUGCUGUAGCGGACAUUGCGAGCAGAAUCAUUUCUCCAAGCCAGGAAGCCUCCAUAAAAGAGUCUGUGGAAGCCUCUAUAAAAGAGUAUUUACUGGAAGUCCGGAGUUAUGACAGCGAGUAUAAAAAAACUGCAACGGAAAAAAUAAUGAAGCUCUUGAGACAGCGUGACAGAAAGCACGAACGGCUUAUAAGGUUCAUUAAAACGCUGUACGAAAGUUCCCAGCAGUGGGAUAUCGGCGUUAUUGAAAAAUUUGUGGACAUAUCCAUUGAUAAACGCAGAGACGCAUCGUCUGCUGAAACCGCUAAUAAAGUAAAAGAAGUUCUUGUUAAUUUCCGCAACGAAUGUGAACACUUACUUGAAGCUAGGACGCCCCAGUUGUUGAAAUCUUGUGGAAGCGAAAUAUUGGAAGAUAUAAAAGGACUCAUGCGAAAUUUUCGACAGUAUGUUUUUCCAUCCGGAGAAAUCUUCACAUGCAUGCAUCACGAAGCACUGGACUGCAUAUCAUGGAAUCAGAAUAUCAUUGGAAGUUCAAAGGUGACAGUGGACAGCAGUAAUCACAGCUUUAUCAACGCAAUGAUGAUUAAAUGUUACCGGGAUGUUGAAGUAUUUGACGUUAUCCGGUUGCUGCUGAUUAAUGGAUAUAAAAAUGCUUUCCACGAAAACUUGAGCCGCAAAAUUUCGGGAUGCCCGUUUGUUGGGAACCAGGCUAUCUUAACCCAGCUGUAUGCUGUCAGCAAAGAUGGUACAAUAACUGGGUUUCGAAAGCGCCACAAUGCAGACAUAACGGCCGAACGACAAGGAAUCGACGUGCAAAUCCUUGCAAGACAGCCUGCGUCUACAAGCAGUGCAGCAGCAGCUGUCAGCGGUGCUGUACGUAGCAGUCCAACAGAAAAUUUUCCGCGUGAAGGUCGUGACGUUACAGUUCAUGGAGGGGACAAACGACCAGAAGAAAUAGACCUGCCGAUUGCGGACGUUAAUUGUUCAUUUGGUACAUUUUCGGAAGAGGCCAUGAAAACGGGAUAUCUCGUUCUGGGAACGGAAUUUCCGGUGGAUAAAAACAUAUUAAUGCGGGAUAUGCCAGACGGCUGUUCUUUAGUGGUCCUCGAAAGACCGUGGUACGUGGCAGCCCGUCAGAGACUUAUCAAGGCAGUGAUGGACUGGUGGGCUAACAAUGGCAAACCAGAACCAAAAAGGUGGCAGAGAUUUAUGGAGAUUUUACCGUCCUAUGUUCUAAGUCGCACCGAAAGGGAAAGCGGAGUGAACAUCGGAAAUCCAUAUAUGGAUCAUAGCCCAACCAAGUGGCUUAAAGCGUACUACGGCAUUACGAAGGACGUAUUCAACCUGUUGAAUCCCGUAACGUCCGAGAGUGAAGACUGCGGAGCGACAGGCGAAAAUUCCGGAAAAGGAAAAGCAUUGGAUACGAGCACAGAACUGAAGAAGUUGCCUAUGGCGAUCUUCCACUUCAUCAGAGAAACUUACAAUAACCCAACAGCAGACUUCGAAAAUAAGUCGCCCGGAACGUACUAUUACGAUACUGGUAAUGACGAAGCACUUAAAAAUUCUCAUAAUAUAUCGUGGAACAACAUCUUGGCAGUGUGCUCUAAUGGCACGCUCACCUCAGCGUGAUUUUGGUGCUGUCUUGAUUUUCCACGCAGUCCGCCCCGCCACGGAUAUGGAUAAAUUUCAUGCCCAAGCGCAAAACUAGUGUUAUUUUUUAUACUGCAUUGGUUUUUUUUUUCCAUUAUCGCAACCUUACCGAUCUUUGCAUCGAUGGCCGUUUUCAGGCUCUUCGUACUACUUACUGUGUAUUCAAAUGGCUGUUCACUAAUUGUCGGUUGUCGUGCAAAAGGAGUUAAUGACGAACUAAUUACGGUAACAGCCAUUUGAUUAACUAGGAAAGUGCACUCGCUUUUUGCGGACUCUGUCCUGAGUGACUGGCACCCCCUUUUUACUGUGGGCACUAUUCUUCGAUUAUUUAUUGCUAUCAUCCCGGCUGUUAUAAUUUUUAAUACAAUGAUAAGUGAAAUCUUGGCCUCGG